Molecule: messenger RNA, 763 nt
Organism: Mucor mucedo
Lineage: Eukaryota; Fungi; Mucoromycota; Mucoromycetes; Mucorales; Mucoraceae
Product: kinase binding protein CGI-121-domain-containing protein
Exons: 5
Coding region: 114-641 (175 amino acids)
Biological process (GO): telomere maintenance via recombination; tRNA threonylcarbamoyladenosine modification
Cellular component (GO): cytosol; EKC/KEOPS complex; nucleus
Source: RefSeq, a predicted model, not a curated record
UUUUUUUUUUUUUUUUUUUUUUUUUUUUCUAACCUGCCAUCACUGUCACACACACAUAUAUACACGCUUUCUUUUUUUUCUUUCUUUUUUAAUUUUUUUUUUAUAAAGUUGCCAUGGAGUCAUACACGUUAGAAUUAUCUCCUCAACGUGGUCCUGUCCAUUUUGCCUUGUUUCAAAACGUCACUAAUGCCACUGAAUUAAGAAAGAGAUCCAUCGAUCAAGAUCCCACACUGGGUCUUUGCAUUAUUGACGCACACAUGAUUCUAAACAAGUUUCACUUGUUGUUGGCCGUGAAUCGAGCACUCCACGAUGAACAAAUCAAGUUGAAAACAAACAAUGUCGAGUCAGAAAUCGCCUUUUCCUUUGGCAUCAAUAAUAAUAUUGGUAAAACGUUUAUAGCGUUUGGUGUCAAGGUGGAGACAACAGACUUGAUGGUGAUCCGUGUAGGAAGUAGCACCGCUCAAGAAGCUGAAGCAUAUAUUAAGGAACGCGUGGAAGGUGAAAUGGUCUCCUUUGAUCAUCUUGCCUCUAUCCGAGACAUGGAUGCCAUCAAAAAGAUAUAUCAAAUCGACAGCCAAAUACAAAAGGAGGAUGAAAUCAUGUCUUUAAUUUCAGGCGCCAUGGCUUUAAAGGGGCAUUAACAAAAAAAGAAAUAAAAGGUUAUAAUUUAGAAUCUCCCUGAAGAUUGCCUUCAUCUACAAUAUCCAGUCCCAUUUGAGCCACCUGUUUAAAUCGAGCAGCAAAACUCUUGGCUUCGGCUGAA